UGACACUGUGAAUCAGACUUCAUAAUGCCAUGAGUUGGCAGUACAGCAAGCUUGGCUAAUUCAUGACAUCACCAAACUUCUUGCACUACUUCUUGCACUAUUGUCAUUUGAUCACAUAGUAGUAAUAAACACUGCAUAUAUUUAAUAAUUUGAAUUUGAAAUGUUUUCAAGGAUAAUAAUAAAUAAUUUUAAUUUAUAAACCAAACAAUACAUAGUCUUAAGUAUUCACGCUAUAAAUCCACUAAUUUUAAUAGUUAAUACUAAGUAAUUUGCUACUAGCCAUGUAAGGUUAUAUCUAAAUUUAAAUACAUCUGGAAGUGAAAGGUUUGCUUGUUGGGGUCCACAUGGUGCAACUGGCAAGUGCACUGCACGGCAAGCAGAGGUUGCUGGUUCAAGCCCUGCCCCAGACCAGUUUUUUUCUUCCAGAUGAUUCUAAAUUAUUAUUUAAAAAUUAUAAUUAUUAAUUUAGAUAAGAGAUGGCACCUAACAUCUACCUCUAGUAGCAAAUUACUUAGUAUUAGGCUAUAAAUCUGCUAAUUUUAAUAAUUGAGUAUUUAAGAUGAUUGUUUGGCUAUACCUAUGUAUAUCUAUUUUUAAUUUAAUUUAUAAACAUCAUUUUGAUAAAAUUAAUUAUGUAUUACUUUUACUUAGGAUGAAGCAAAAAGGAGUUUAAUGAGAGCAUUAAUAACAGGACCAGAAGGAUCACCUUUUUCCAAUGGCUGUUUUCAGUUUGAUAUUUAUUUCCCUUCAAAAUAUCCUGUAAAACCACCUAAAGUUAAUUUCAGAACAACUGGGAAGAAAAAUGUCAGAUUUCAUCCAAAUUUACCUGUAAAUGGCAAAGUAAUUCACCCAUUACUGAACAAAGAAACACAAGAUGAAUUUUGGCAAGAGAACUGUUCUAUAUUACAGGUUUUAAUAGAAAUGCAGAAUUUAUUGAAGACAACAGAUCCAGUUUUUUUUGAAAAUUUACAUCAUGUGUUAAUUGGAACUCAUUUGGGAAAUUGGUUAACUACUACCUACAAUAAAAGUAUUUACUACUAUACAAUGAAAUAUGCAAUCCUGAAGCAGCUUCAUUUCCCACCACCUGGAUUUGAAGAGGUUGUAAAAGCACACUUCUACUUGAAGCGUAACAGAAUUAUAAAGGAUGUUGAAAAUUGGGCAAAAUUAGAUUUAUCUCUAACUUCAAUAGCAGACACAAUAAAAAAAGAAUUAAAAAUUUUACAACCACCUAAUGAAGAUGUUGCUCAAAUGGCUAUAGAAGUUUAAAUCUGCAAUUUUUCUAAUCUGUUUGAUGUGCCUUGAUUCCAGUAGGCAUAGAUAAAUUCUUCAAUUAUCAUUACAGUUCUUCAAUGUAAAAUAAUUCCAUUAUAAAUGUCUUGUUUCAGCAGUUCUGAGCUUAUCCAGAAGUUUAUUCACUUUCUCUUUAGCUGACAUGCAAAUGAUCAAUUUUCAUCUUUCUGUGAUACUCAUUAUUAGUCAUUUUCCUGUGAUCAUAAAUUAUAAUAAGAAAUUAAUUCCUCUGUAUUAAUAAAUCAUACAAAUAGUUUACAUCACACAUUUUAGUACAAAUAGUUGAAUGUUUAAGAGUUAAACAAGACGUGAUAUUCUAAAAGAAUACAUUAAUUUGUUGUUGUGAUUGGAAUAUGAUCACAGUAAUGCAAAGCCUGGAAUUUCUGUUUGAUUUACUAUAAUAAUAUU
Molecule: messenger RNA, 1698 nt
Organism: Centruroides sculpturatus (bark scorpion)
Lineage: Eukaryota; Metazoa; Arthropoda; Arachnida; Scorpiones; Buthidae
Product: probable ubiquitin-conjugating enzyme protein 17
Exons: 7
Coding region: 673-1266 (197 amino acids)
Biological process (GO): negative regulation of apoptotic process
Cellular component (GO): nucleus
Molecular function (GO): cysteine-type endopeptidase inhibitor activity; ubiquitin conjugating enzyme activity
Source: RefSeq, a predicted model, not a curated record